Molecule: messenger RNA, 1444 nt
Organism: Cuscuta europaea
Lineage: Eukaryota; Viridiplantae; Streptophyta; Magnoliopsida; Solanales; Convolvulaceae
Source: the annotation of a GenBank genome assembly
CUAUAAAUACAUCAAAACAGCCCAUGUUCAGCACAUCAAAAACAGCAAGGAGUUAUUAUUACAUCAAACAUCUCUCUCUACUCCAUCCUCCCACACACUCAUUCCCCCUCUACCAAUUUUCUUGAUUUCCCUCAGAAAAAAUUGCAGCUUUGCAUCUCUUUCAACAGAGGAAGGAACAAUCUUUCAUAAAAGAGACCCACCCUGUUUUCUAUUUCUUACUUCCAAUACCUCACAUAGAAAAAGAAGAAGAAAAUGGAUUGCAUUCUUGAAAGCAGUAGCAUCCCAUUCAGUUAUGGAAGAGAUGCAGAAACCAGAUCCUCCCUCUCGCAGAACAUCCUCGCAGCUCAUUAUGGAAGAAAAGAUUCAAUUUUCUCCAAUUUCUCAGAACCAAACACAAAUAUGAACAACACCCCUUCUGUGUCUGAACCAAUUGGCUCCUCAGUCUAUCUCAGACACAGAGAUCUGCUCCAAAAGUUCUGCAGAGAAAACAGAGUAACCCCUUCUCCACAACAGCUUACAAGAACAGCUCUUCUCGAAAGUCAACUCAACGAUUCUUUAUACGUUCAGCAGACAUACAUCAGCCCGUUGAAGAAGAAGCUGUACAGAGGAGUGAGGCAAAGGCAGUGGGGGAAAUGGGUUGCAGAGAUCAGACUUCCCCAGAACAGAAUUAGAGUUUGGUUGGGGACUUAUGAUACAGCUGAAACUGCAGCUUAUGCUUAUGACAUAGCAGCUUAUAAGCUCCGAGGUGAAUACGCCCGGUUAAAUUUCCCCAAUCUUUCCGAUCCGAGCAAGCUCGGAUUCAGAGACAGCUCGAAGCUGACCGCCGUCAAGAACGCCGUGGACGCUAAGAUCCAAGCGGUUACCGAGAAGGUAAAGAGGGAGAACAGAGCCAAGAAGGAGUCCAAGAAAUCCAAGUCGAAGGGCAAUUCGGGGAAUAGUAAUGAUUCAAGAAAUUGUGAGGCGACUGUGAUAGUGGAGUCUUCUUCAUCUCCUUCUUCUUCGUUUUCUGGGUUUAGCGAUAUGGUUUCAACUAGUAGUGGCUCUGGGGAGGAGGUCUGGGAGGGCGAGAACCAGACGACGUCGGUUUCCGGCGAGAUUCCGGCGCUGCCGUCAAUUGGCUCUGAGUAUGAAUAUUUCACGCUUGAGAGGAUGCCUUCGUUUGACCCGGAAUUGAUUUGGGAAUUUCUUGCCAAUUAAAAGAACAGGACGGAUUUUGGUAAUUAGAACCAGUUAUUUAGUGUUCAUUUUUUCCCUGGUUUAAUAGUAAAAUCCACGUUGUGGAGUGUUGAUUAAAUUGUGUAAUUAGCAACCAGUCUGGAGUUUAUUUAAUUCGGCUCCCGGCUAAUCAUGAAUAUGUCUCUUUUUGUCAUCAUAUUCUGUACUUUUUUUGUCUUUUUGGAUGAAUGAAUGUAUCUCAAUAUAUACGUAGUUUAUGAGCACUCAA